AUCACAGGUGCAGGAUUAGUGUUGCCUAUGGUGCUGGGCUUUUUAGUGGAACCCCCUAGCAAUUCUGUGCCUCCCCAUAUCUCUCAUCCCAGGAGCCUGGCAACGAUAUAUCAAGCAUACAGAAGUCAAAACAAACUUUCUUGAUAACAUGCUUUUGCGCAGUUCGGGAAAAUUAAAUGUGGGCACCAAGAAAGAGGAUGGUGAGAGCACAGCCCCGACCCCUCGUCCAAAGAUCUUGCACUGCAAAUGCCACCACCACUGUCCAGAAGACUCAGUCAACAAUAUCUGCAGCACAGAUGGAUAUUGUUUCACAAUGAUAGAAGAAGAUGACUCUGGGAUGCCUGUGGUCACGUCUGGAUGUCUAGGACUAGAAGGCUCUGAUUUUCAGUGUCGGGACACACCCAUUCCUCAUCAAAGAAGAUCCAUUGAAUGCUGCACAGAACGGAAUGAAUGUAAUAAAGACCUGCACCCCACACUGCCACCACUGAAAAGCAGAGAUUUUGUUGAUGGACCUAUACAUCACAAGGCCUUACUUAUAUCAGUGACUGUCUGUAGUUUGCUAUUGGUUCUUAUCAUUUUAUUCUGUUACUUCAGGUAUAAAAGACAAGAAGCCAGGCCUCGUUAUAGCAUUGGGUUAGAACAGGAUGAAACAUACAUCCCUCCUGGAGAGUCCCUGAGAGAUUUGAUUGAGCAAUCCCAAAGCUCAGGAAGUGGAUCAGGCCUCCCUCUGCUGGUUCAAAGGACUAUAGCUAAGCAGAUUCAAAUGGUGAAGCAGAUUGGUAAAGGUCGUUAUGGGGAAGUUUGGAUGGGAAAAUGGCGUGGCGAAAAGGUGGCUGUGAAAGUGUUCUUCACCACGGAGGAAGCCAGCUGGUUCCGAGAGACAGAGAUCUAUCAGACAGUGUUGAUGAGACAUGAAAACAUUUUGGGGUUCAUUGCUGCAGAUAUCAAAGGCACAGGAUCCUGGACCCAGCUAUAUCUAAUCACAGACUAUCAUGAAAAUGGUUCCCUCUAUGAUUAUCUAAAAUCCACCACCCUAGAUACUAAAUCGAUGCUGAAGCUAGCCUAUUCUUCUGUCAGUGGUUUGUGUCAUUUGCACACGGAAAUCUUUAGUACUCAAGGCAAACCAGCAAUAGCCCAUCGAGAUCUGAAAAGUAAGAACAUCCUGGUGAAGAAAAAUGGUACUUGCUGCAUAGCUGACCUGGGCCUGGCUGUUAAAUUUAUUAGUGAUACAAAUGAAGUUGACAUACCACCCAACACUCGAGUUGGCACCAAGCGCUACAUGCCUCCAGAAGUAUUAGAUGAGAGUUUGAAUAGAAAUCACUUCCAGUCUUACAUCAUGGCCGACAUGUACAGUUUUGGACUUAUCCUUUGGGAGGUUGCGAGGAGAUGUGUAUCAGGUGGUAUAGUAGAAGAAUACCAGCUUCCAUAUCAUGACCUAGUGCCCAGUGACCCCUCUUACGAAGACAUGAGAGAGAUUGUAUGCAUCAAGAAGCUGCGGCCCUCUUUCCCCAACCGCUGGAGUAGUGAUGAGUGUCUGAGGCAGAUGGGGAGGCUCAUGAUGGAGUGCUGGGCCCAGAACCCCGCGUCGAGACUGACCGCCCUGCGUGUUAAGAAAACUCUUGCCAAAAUGUCAGAGUCUCAAGACAUUAAACUCUGAUUCAAGAGGAAAAGUACACGUCUCUGCAGAAAGCCAGCAGGUAUUCUUCUGUUCGUGGGCAGAGAAAAAGAUGUUCCCAAAACAUCUGCAUGACACGCCUUGAACAUUGUCCACUUUCCAGUGGGCUCACCUUGUGCUCAGGGAGCAACCUGCACACGACAGAGAACAGACUCAUUGGUGUCUGUCUGCAGAAGGAAGAAACUGCUUGGUAACUUGUUCAAGAU
Messenger RNA from Condylura cristata (star-nosed mole), 1881 nucleotides. It is a transcript of the gene BMPR1B, whose product is annotated as bone morphogenetic protein receptor, type IB. The record is from RefSeq and is a predicted model, not a curated record. Gene Ontology annotation, molecular function: ATP binding; SMAD binding; transforming growth factor beta receptor activity, type I. Gene Ontology annotation, cellular component: signaling receptor complex; plasma membrane. Gene Ontology annotation, biological process: protein phosphorylation; BMP signaling pathway; dorsal/ventral pattern formation. The transcript is spliced from 11 exons. Bases 149 to 1657 code for a protein of 502 amino acids. Lineage: Eukaryota; Metazoa; Chordata; Mammalia; Eulipotyphla; Talpidae.